This is a messenger RNA of Pyrenophora tritici-repentis Pt-1C-BFP, 219 nucleotides long. Lineage: Eukaryota; Fungi; Ascomycota; Dothideomycetes; Pleosporales; Pleosporaceae. The record is from RefSeq and is a predicted model, not a curated record.
AUGUUCCGAAAGGCGCAGAAGGAUGGUCCGACUUACCCAUACCUUUUCCACAUGUUCCGCUGCCACUCCCCUUCCCUCGAAAUCGCGCCCUCCCUGCAAUGUCAGGUGUGUCGCCGCACUUAUGAUCGGCUCGACCACCUGAACCGACACUUGGACUCGCGGACUUACUCCUUCGACAUCGAUCCACUCAUACAAAGAAUGCCGCAGAGGGGCAAGUAA